AUGGAUCAAUGUUUUGCAAAGCAAAAAUCUGAGGCACGAAACAAGAACAAUGUCAAUUUUUGCGUUGAAAAUAAGGAUACCCCGAAAAGCGACGUUGUUGUAGCCGUAAUUCAGGGUGUUCCGGUGGACGUUUUGAUCGAUAGUGGGUCGACCAUAUCUCUUAUAUCGUCAGCAUUAUUGAAACAUUUUGAUUGUGCACAUAAGCCUAGUUUUCGCAUUUUACGCGGAUUGGGUAGUCAGGAACUUGAGACUACCUCCUACGUAACACUGCCAAUAGAGUUUGACGGCUUAACGCUCGAAGUAGAUUUGUUCGUGGUGGAGUCCAAGUUCAUGAAUACGCCUAUUAUUGUGGGAACUGACGUACUCAAUAGGGAAGGUGUUCAAUAUGUUCGCACCCGAGAUUCUCAAUCGUUAACUAGGAAAGCGACUAAUUGCGAGAGAGUGAUGGCUAUUCAGUCUGAUAAGUCAAUCUCAGUCAACACGCCGUUAACUGGUGACCAGCUACAGCGUUUGCUUGAUAUAAUAAACAAGUUUUCUGAGUAUUUCAUUUCUGGUACUGCGACAUCAACUGUCAAUGCGGGAUGUAUGACUAUAAGACUGACUAGUGACACUCCCAUUAGCUACAGGCCUUAUCGGAUGUCUCACAAUGAGAUACUUCGGGUACGUGAAAUAAUUAAUGACCUUGUUUCAAAGGGGAUCAUACGUGAGUCGGAAUCGGAUUACGCGAGCCCUAUUCUUUUAGUAAAAAAGAAAGAUGGAUCGGACAGAAUGUGCGUGGAUUUUCGCAAGUUAAAUGAAGUGACUGUUAAAGACCGAUUCCCACUCCCACGUAUAGACGACUACACAGAUCGAUUAGGUCAUAACAGGUACUUCACUAGUCUUGAUAUGGCUACUGGUUUCCACCAGAUCCCAGUCAGCGAGGGGUCCAUUCCACUCACGGCAUUUGUCACGCCGGAGGGGCAUUUUGAAUAUCUAAAAAUGCCUUACGGCCUAGCCAAUACUCCGGUUGUGUAUCAGCGUAGUAUAUCGAAAACUCUCCGAAAGUUUAUUGAUUCUGGUGAUGUGCAUGUAUAUAUCGACGAUGUGCUGAUAUUGAGUAGAACAAUAGACCUGGGUUUUCACCUUUUGCACCAAGUUUUGACAGCCUUGACUGAAGCGGGGUUUUCGAUUAAUUUAAAAAAGUGUUCUUUUCUAACAGAAGAAAUUGAGUACCUCGGCCGUAAAAUUAGCCAGGGUCAGGUGCGACCGAGCCCUAGCAAAGUCAAAGCUUUGGUCGAGUCCCCAGAACCGAAAAAUGUGAAACAGGUUCGCCAGUUCUUGGGCUUAGCCAGUUAUUUUCGCAGAUAUAUACCAAAUUUUGCUCAAAGGUCUGCUUGUAUAACAGCUCUAACUAAAAAGGGGGUUGAAUUUAACUGGGGCAAGGAACAACAGGCUGCGCGUAAUGACCUAAUUGAACGCCUAACUGACGAGCCUGUUCUCGCAGUAUAUGACCCGUCCUUGCCGAUUGAAGUCCAUACGGACGCGAGUUCCGUCGGAUACGGGGCUAUUUUGCUGCAAGUGCACGACGGUGGCCACAGGCGAGUGUUGUAA
Messenger RNA from Parnassius apollo (apollo), 1590 nucleotides. Lineage: Eukaryota; Metazoa; Arthropoda; Insecta; Lepidoptera; Papilionidae. The record is from the annotation of a GenBank genome assembly.